AUCGCUAUUAUUAUAGGAUAUAACGCGCAAUACCGCCUCUAUCUAUAUAUAAAAACUAAACUUAUAUAUACGGAUAAUAAAUAUUCUACUCUAGUCGUUAUAAUUAUCGAUAAAUAUCAAGGAAUGAAGUUUAACGUUAUUAUCAUCGACUUCCUCGUGAUCGAUACUCCCGGUUUCUUAGCUAAAUACGCUCGCGUCAACGUUAGAAUAAGUCGUGUUCGCUUCGUAUUAUACGUCUUAGAUAAUAAGGAA
Messenger RNA from Cladophialophora psammophila CBS 110553, 252 nucleotides. RefSeq lists its product as uncharacterized. The annotation marks the transcript as partial. The transcript has a single exon. NCBI's taxonomy places the organism in Eukaryota, Fungi, Ascomycota, Eurotiomycetes, Chaetothyriales, Herpotrichiellaceae. The record is from RefSeq and is a predicted model, not a curated record.